AUGAAUAUAGAUCCAUCGAAACAGGCACAAGAACAGGAAGAGCAAACAGCGACGACAACGACAGUAGUGGCGACGACAGCAACAACCACCAGCAACAACGCGGUACUGGCAUUACUAAUUUCCCCAUCAUCGCCCUCGUCAGCGUCGACCGUAUCGCCCACUGCUUCGUCGAUUUCGAAAAACAGCAGCACCGACGAGGUCGAUGAAACUACGGCGGAAGCAGAACUACCCCAACCCGAAGCAAACUGUAGCAAACCACCGGCGGCAAAUCGAGGACAUGAUGAGCAACGAGCAGAUGAAGAUGAUGACCACCGCAACAACAGUACGGUUCGGCAGCAUGAGCGGCGUUCACCUACGGAUCCGCUCGGUGUUGAGAGUCGGACCACAGCUGGGACCGAUCAGUCGAAUGCUGGUACGAUGACACGGGCAGUAACGGACACUACCACUACUACAUUGCUGGGCCAAUGCAUACAAGAAAAUGUGACCACCGAAUCAAGGAUACUCGAUGUAGAAGCGUCAGCGAUAGUGCCGCCGUCCGGACCGGUCGGUGGGCCGGUAAUGAAAGGUGAACCAGACAGGGAAAGUAACAGCUUGAAGGAUGACGAUACACUGUCAUCGUUGAUCGUGCCGGUAGAGGAGUUAACCGCGGAAGCCUUAUCACCAAAAACACCACAACCGUUGUCAUCGAGUUCAAGCUCAAGCUCAUCCACCUCCUCGACACCGUCCGUCGGUGAGGAACGGCGCCUACCGGUGGUGCCGGAAGAGGACACGUCGUACGCGGAAGAUAUACCAUCGGUAGGCGAACGUUGUUACCAUCAGCGGGAACCGCUAGCCGCUAACAAUAAUCCCACCCUAGAGGUUGAUCUCACAUCAUCAUCCACUGACGGCGGUGGUAGCGGCUGCAUCAAUGACCGCUACAACAAUAAUAGCAAACGCAGUGAUAGUGACUUUCAAAUCAUCGGUGACGGCACGCAAACGAAGGUUAGCAGCAGGAAUGGCGACGAUGGUAAUGAGGCCGCAACGUCCUUAUCGUCCGCCAGCGGUCGAACCGUUGUCAGCUCGCUGUUGGAGGAAGGCGUCCUAUCGUCUGGUACGGCACCCGCAACCGAAAUAGCGCUAGGACAAGGCGAACAGCAAAGAUGUGCCCCCGCAACCAGCGCCAUUAAGCUUGUCCCGAGCGAUGAACACGAACGGAUGGCAGUGGCGCAAGCGGCGUGGUUGGGAAAUGCAGAACGUACCGAGGUGGCGAGAACGAAUGACGACAAUAACGGCGAGUUGUCCGUAGCACCGAUAGAGUUAGUACAAACGUUACCGAUCGAAACGACACGGCCGGGCGGCAUAAUUACCGCUGUUGGUGGUGUAAUAACAGCUGCCGGUGUGACCGUGGCAGCGAAUGAAAAGAAUGACGAUGUGAACGACGGUGUGGCGGUAGCGGUGACGAACGAGACGGUUCGCACCGAGGAAAGCAAAACGUUUGCUAGUGCCGAGGAAUCGCCACCAUCUUCUUCGAUAUCCUCCUCUUCUUCCUCAUCCUCCUCCACGGCUGCUCCCCUAUCGCCACCGACUUCGUUCGCGUCCUCGUUGUCUUCGUCCGGAUCGUCGCCAGAAGUGUUGGCCGCAUCCCAACAAGAACCUUCUGGCAAGGGGGAUGACACUCAACUCGUCGUAGACAAUCGACCGUUAUGUGAUAGUUCACCGAAAGGACACUCCCUUGAGGGCGAAGGAUUUUCCGAUGCGGUACUACAGCAAUCGCAACCAGCGCCACCAUCAGCGUGUUCAGUCCUCCGUUCGGCAGGUGUGGUGCACUCGCAAACCACGACAAGCACCACGCGUCUUUUAACGCUAGCCGAGGAACUGUCGCAGGCAGCAGCCGUUGCAUCUUCGUCACCGCCGACGUACGUAGCCGGUGCACCAGCGUUAGCAGUAAGCGCACCGCCAUCCGCAGUCGUAGAUGUCCAACCAAAGAGUGCUGCCGAUACAGCAGCAGCGGUGGUCAGUGGUAGCAGCCGAAGUGCGUCCCCUGUACUGCACAGUAGUUUGAAGAAAUCGAGCAAAAUGGGUGUUCCCACUGGUGGUGCGGCAGCAGCAACGGCAAAGGGUGAAAACAGGCGACGGGUGUCCUUUCCAAAGGAUGCGCAGCUUAUCACUGGCUAUCUGGAUCCGGUUAACCCUUGGGCAUGCAUAUCGAUUUGCGAAACACCGGAGCUCCUGGAGCUGUACCGCAGCUCUUGCCGGCGACAUAACACAAUACCGCUCAAAACUGUACUCGAGCACCUGCAAUCAAUCGAUGUCACAAAGGGGCGCGUACCGUUGCUCUCGCUCAAAGAUCAACAUCUCUGCUACAGUGGGUGUGAAGCUUUGGAAGAGAUCUUCAAGCAUGUGCAGUACCGUUGCAUAGACCUCUCGCACAGCGGGUUGGACGAUGUGACGGCAAGCGUAAUGUUCGACAUCAUCGAAUACUACGAGGCGGCUAACGAGCUGGACAUGUCGGACAAUCUGCAGAUGACGACCAAAAGCUGGACGGCGUGCAUUAACAUGAUCAAGAAGAGCCAGGAACUGAACGUGCUGAUAUUCCGCGGUCCCCAGAUAUCCGACUACCAGGCCAAUAAUCUCGCCAAAGCGCUUAACAGCUCCGCCUUACACACGUUGAAGCUGGAACAUUGUGUGCUCAGCCAGCAACCGAUCGCUUCGCUCUGUACCGUACUAAAGCGCAACAAAGUGUUGCGGGAGCUUUGGUUAGCGCACAAUCAGCUGAACUGCGAAGAUGCGCUACAGAUCGCGAAUCUGCUACGGGCGAACUUUUACAUACAGCUGAUCGACAUUUCGAACAACCGGAUUGGGGACAAAGGCGUUGAGCACAUUGUCAGUGCGAUCGUGGAACAGGCGGUACACUUUAAGGACGUGCAGGACAAGAAGCGUAAAAGUGAUCUUAACUUUUCCGACUUAUCGAGCAGUCUGAACAGCAUCAACAGUGCGAAAAACUACUUUCCCCAGCGGUUGCGAUCGUCCGAUUCGGAUACAAUAGCCACCACAGCGGAAGCCGAGCUGGAUGCGUCACCUUCGUCGCUAACUCUCACUCCACCAGUAACGCCACCGUCGACUCCCGCUCUUCCAGCGUGUGAAACGACCACAGAUCAGAAGGUGGAUAAGGUGGCCAGCGGCGAAACGUUCGAAGCUACGAAUGGCGCCACCACCUUCGCGGUAGAAGCGGCCACAGUGUAUACGAUGCAGCAGCCCGACAAUGAUGAAACGAACCCACCACUACCUCCAUCACCACCCAAACCGCCAACGCCCGGUGCUGUUGUUGCUCCGUCGAACGUGAAUCUAGUGGAAAUGAGUACAAAACAUAGCGUAAGUCUACAAACAACUAGUGAUAGAGAGAAGCUCGACGCGGUAACGCGCCCUGUAAUGAUGACGGCCGAGGAAGAAGCACUGAUGAAUUCCUCUAGCGGUGGAGCAACAGCAGCGACGGUAACUCACCCGACGGUUCUACUGGGCGACGGUGAUGAGAGCAAGACGACGAUGAGCACCUCAGCGGAAACAGUACAAACCGACCAGCAAGAGUCGACGGUUGUGCAACAAGACUGUGUGGAGUUGUUGGUGACGUUGGAGGAAACCCAUUCGGAUAGCCCGGUACCGCAGGCGCCGAAAAAACCCCGGCUGGCAAAGCAGGACAGUGUGCUGACGGAGUUUGAGGCAUCGCUUUCAACGGCCAUGGAAAUUGGGGACCAAAGAGGGGAAGAAAAGCAUACGAAUGAUACGGACGGCGUGACGUCAGCUGACCAGCGGCUUACCAAGGAAGUGUCUGGAGUAAACAUGAUGGAGGAAGAUGUUCCCGAACUGUGCACUGAUUACGAUGAUGAUGGUAGUAAUUUAAGAAUUUCGCAGGAAAAUCUCUUUGUCGAUCUUGGCAUACCGGCCAUGUGUGAGGAAGAGCAAUCGGAAACAAGGAGUGCUUCUGUCGAAUCGUCCGGGGAUGUGUUUUCGCCGCUUGCGCCACCAUCGAAGAAGGAUGAGCUACAGUUACUGAUUGAAAAGUCGCAGCAGAAAGAGAAAGCACAACAAGCUGAAUCUACGGAAGUGUCACUGGCGGGUACGAGUUCGGGACAGCGAGAUACCAUGUUGACGACGGAAACGAUGGCUCCAGUGAGAGAAAGAAAAAGUGCCAUUAGCAGUGAUGAGCGAUCGGAACCUCCGUCAAUCAAGAAGGAUCGUACGCAGUCGAGCAGUAGUGACAGCUUAGUCGUGGAGCAGGGCAUACAGAUGGUUAGCGUAGCAAUCAAGGAUAAUGUGCCGCUGUCACGCUCACUGGACUCGGUCGGUGGUGAUGAGUCCGACUUUGAAAGUAGCAGUCCGUUCCGAACGACAGCUCCCAGUUCCUUCCCGAAUGAACGUUCGUUCAGCUCCGAGAGCCUAAACAGCGAAACGUCCAUCGAUUCGAAUGAUUCGAAAUCAAGCCUUAAAAUACACGAGUCCAAGUUUGCCGCCAAAAACGGUACACUGGAACGGCAGCAGUCAAAUGUGAACCGAGACACGGUCGGCACGGAACAAACGGCCAGCAAUCCGUGCGGAUUGCAAGUGUUGGUGCUAUGGAACAAUGAGAUCACGCGCAACUCGGCGCGCCACUUUCAACGCUUGCUGGAAAGGACUAGCACGCUCGAUACGCUGAACGUGGGCAGCAAUCAACUGUGCAAUAGCUUCGUUACUGGAAUCAGUGGAAGCUUGAAGGCGAACACGACGCUUACAAAUCUGGGGCUACAGGGAGCGCACCUAUCGGACAAAGGUGUCAAAGCGAUGGCGGAGAUAAUCGAGUUCGGUGGUAAUUCAUCGCUUCAACGAAUCGAUCUAAGACAUAACAACAUUCAGAAGGGUGGGCUAGAAGCGUUAAACGAAGCGAUGAAAUCCAACAAAUCCAUCACCCGUAUCGAUCUGGAUGAUACACCGCGAAGGAUCAAGGAUACUUCGCUCGAAGGCGUUGGGUCGGAGUACAGCCGGUUGGUGAACAACAUCCGGGCACAGUGCGAACGGAACAAAAACCCACCGGAACCGAGCGAACCGAUCAGCACCUCGGUGCGACGUGCCCGGGCAAACUAUCUGAGUUCGCGCAAGAUUUCCCUCACCUGCCCAUCGAUCAAAACGUCACCGAGUGCGAUUGCGGACAAGCAGCAUCUGCUCGAUCCGAACGGUGGGUGCAAAAAAGCGGCGACCGGUGGUCGUUUGCGUUCACCAUUGCCCAGUCCCAUUCCUUCACCGAUUGCCUCGCCGGUACCGAGUCCGUCCCGCAACCGAUUCCAUGUUUCGCGUGUGACCGAUUCUGCCGGCGGGGGAUCCGCUUCGUCACCGUCGCCCUCGUCGACUGGCAGUUCGCCCACGCUGUUCUUUCCGUCGAACUCCCGGUUCCGUGUGGUAACGGUGGCCGAGCCGGAUCUGGCCGGUGCUAAAAGUGCUAACAAUCCGUAUCGUAGCAGCAGCACGAUCAGUCUACCCAUGAGCAAAUCUUCCACCUCAUCAUUUGCCGUCAGCCCUAGCGGUAGCGGAACGGCAUCACCAACCACGAUCAAUCGCCGUCCGGUGUGUAGUUCCGCACCGACACUAUCAUCCUUCCCUUCAUCACCACUGUCUCCGCUUGCGGCGGGUGUUCCGGUGAUGGGACGGGCGGGAAUUGUUAGCCAAACACCAUCCCCAUUGUUGCCACCAUCAUACAGCGGCAGCGGAAGUAACACUACGUUCCAUACGGCCAUAUUACCAUCGCCACUGAUCACACCGGCAGCGGGAGUAAUUGCUGGAUCAUCACCAACCAUGCAAGCGCAUCUCGUCCCAAACACUUCGCCAAUGGCGUUGGGAGUUUCACAUGGUACACUGCUACAACAGCAACAGCAGCUUCAAUACCAGCCACUACCACCACCACAGAUCGUUCCGAUGCUGCAUCAACAGCAGCCGCAAAACUAUCACUUUGUCACAACGUUCGGUCCAGGGAGCAACACAGCCGUUCCCCUACAGCCAAUGGUUACCACCCAUGUACAGAAGUUUGCCAACAUCACUGAACCCCUCUUACCCUGCACCCUACAGCCACAGAUCGUACAACAAACAACGAUCAUUCACCAACAGCUUCAACAGCAGAUUCCACCACAAACACCAUCAGGCACGGGAAAGGUGCGUCAACACUCAUCUGAGUCAGGUCCUCAGCAUAGCAGCAGCAACAACAGCAGCACCUUGCAUGAUUCCGUACUUUCGUCCACCAGUAUCGAAAGUCCCGAUCUGGAGGUGAAACGAUUUAUGUCCGGUGGAGUCAUGCUGGACGAUAGCUGUUGUUCGUCGAUUAGCAGCAACAGCAUCGAUUCGAUCGAUAAUGCUAACUUCAACAUCAACACCUCGAUUAGCUCGGCGGAUGAAAGUUUCGAUUUGAUCGUAAGCUCACCACCGCCGGUUACUGUUGCUACCUCUAGCGGAUGUUCCACUGCUGGAGGUGGAUUGUCAGACUCAAGCAAUAAUGUCAGCUCGACAUCACGUGUCGUGGAGGAGGAGAGUACGCUAAUGCCAAGGGGAGUCCCUCUUCCCAACUUUUCCCUGCCAGGUGGGGAGACGCUGAAAGUGCCGCUGGAUGCACCGACAAGCGUUUCCACGUCCAGUAUGGUACAGGUGAACCUAGCUAGCUCGCAAGAAUCCCUGUACGAUGUGCAUGACCUAUCGGGUUCCUCAAACUCAUCGUCCAUCUCGGCUGCAGCAAAUCUGGCACAUGCAGCAAAGUCCCCAACUGUGCUGCCGACCUGCUCAGGUGCUAGUGUUGUUCCCACAACAAACAUUAGCUGCUCUACUGCUGCGGGUAACUCCAACGAAAGCACUCUUACAUCGGUGCAAAACCUCGAACGCGAGCCAACAGUUCCGAAGGUGGUGAGCGAAAAGCCACCACGCGUACGCAAAACAUCGUGGAUUCUGGGUGGCAGUGGCAGUAGUGGAAGCAGCAAUAAGCACACUGAUUCCGGUUCGAGUGGAGGUAGCACACCGACGCCCAGCGUUGGAAGCGGUUACCCACCAGCCAUCGAGAAACUGCUCAGCAUCUUCAAUCCGAGCAAUUUGUUUUCGUCCAACAGAACAUCUGCAUCGGCCAGCCCUCCACCACCGACAGUGACGCAGGAAGCUUCGGGCCACAGCGGUGGAUCACAGCCACCGUCGCGCAAGGAAAGCCCGAUGGGUGGUUUGUUCCACUGGGCCCAUCACAGUACCGGCAGUAGCAGCAACACCAGUGCCAACACAAGCCCUACUAGUACCACGGCCAAAAAGGAUGACGAUCGUGCAGUGCUAAAGGUAAACAUUUCGCCCGAAACGACGCUCACACCGCAACAGCUGCAACCGUUGCAGAAUCAGGUGCAUCUUCAAACGAUCGCGGCCGCUCAUCAUCACCAGCAGCAGAGUGCCGAGCAUAUGACACCACAGCUGAAAGUUGAGAUGAAAGAGAACAUUUCACCGGAAAACACAAUCACUAACAAGCUGCUCCUUUCCUCGAAUGCAACUACUCCGGCGGCGGGUGGCCUGUUGGGCGGUGUGGAAGCGUUAGCGACCGUUGCGAUCGUAUCCACACCGACAGUGAACGUACCGCUAGUUGGUAACGUUCCACCACAUGCGAAGGUAAUCUUCCAGCUUGGUGGAGAUUACGACGAGUCGGAGGAUGAUAUCGAUACGCUCACAAACAAGUACGGUAAUCAUCCGAGUCUGGGUGGUGGUGGUGGUGCGGCGACCGGUGGUGGAGGAGGUGGAAUACACUAUUUCGGUGGCGGCGGCGGCAUUCAUCAAAGUGGACCGAACAGCCUGCUGGGUGGGAGUACGACGAGCAACAGUAGCGGUAUUAGCAUCGGUAGCGGCACCAGUGCCGGGGAUAUGAUGAGCGGCAGCAGCAGUGGAAUGGUGGUUUCACCAUCACCGAGCGCCACUAGUGGACAGUCGGCCACAUCGGACACGGUCGUGGUGUUGAGCCAUCUCGGACAGCUGGCCCGUGAUUCACUCAGCAUGUUCAAGAAUCCAAGUCUCACCUCACAGGAUUCGAUAUCGAUUCGAUCGAUGGAUUCGCUGACGGAGAUAGGCAGUGACGGUGCUUGCGGCACUGGUAGAACCGCGUCAAAUGCUGCUCCACCAGUAUCUCAGCUCGAUGGGGCUGCACGUAAAGACGUACCACCGGCGGUACCGACACCACCGACAAGAACUUCUUCAUCUUCAAUAUCGUCAGCAACCACAUUAGCGGCAACACAAAUGUCACCAUCCGCAACAGCGGCACCAUUGGCUGACAGGCAGGAUACACGCUAG
Anopheles marshallii is the source of this 8298-nucleotide messenger RNA. Its product is annotated as serine-rich adhesin for platelets. The record is from RefSeq and is a predicted model, not a curated record. The coding region runs from base 1 to 8298 and encodes 2765 amino acids. The transcript is spliced from 6 exons. NCBI's taxonomy places the organism in Eukaryota, Metazoa, Arthropoda, Insecta, Diptera, Culicidae. Gene Ontology annotation, molecular function: protein binding.